This is a messenger RNA of Helianthus annuus (common sunflower), 423 nucleotides long. RefSeq names its product lysine-rich arabinogalactan protein 19-like. The transcript has a single exon. NCBI's taxonomy places the organism in Eukaryota, Viridiplantae, Streptophyta, Magnoliopsida, Asterales, Asteraceae. The record is from RefSeq and is a predicted model, not a curated record. The coding region runs from base 1 to 423 and encodes 140 amino acids.
AUGGCUGCUCAAACUCUAUCCAAACACGAGUUGUUCGAUCGAAUCGAGUCAAGUAUUGCUCGGAUGAUCGAUAUUCUCAAAAAUCGACCUCGAUUCCCUACCCUUGCUCCAAAACCCAUUCCUACAGCCACACCAUCACCACCCAUUUCUGCCACUGAAUCACCGGUUCCGGCUACCGCACCACCAUCCUUGUCAACCGCUUCCGCCACACCGCCACCAAUUAGUCCCCAACCUCCUUGUGUUCUUCACACCAAGGUUCUUCACGUCAUACUGAGACCUGCACAACACAAAGCCCGUUUCAACUCUAUCAAUAACCAUUUCAGCAACCAAAAUGACAUCCUUCCCACCCUUGUCAACGCCCCCAUCAAACAAAUUGCAAUCCCCACAUCCCCGACACCGUCACAAAUCCAAUUCCGGAGCUAG